CAUUCUGCAUUUUUGUAACUUAUUUUGUACAUUUUGUAAUUGUUAGUGAAAACUGACGAUUUCAUAUAUGGCCUUAGGCUGUUUUUUAAUCGAAUAAUUUCAAUUUGUGUAGAAACUUUGGCGCGAAGAUCAACUCUGGGUCAGUGUUAUUUUACAUACGGGCCAUUUCAGUCAAAUUGUUGGCCAUUUGAAACACCGCGCUUGAAGCACACAGUUAUGGUCUUUUCUCAAAUCAGUGCAAGAUAAAGCCACAGCAAAACAUCGACAGUAUGCUGUUUAAGGUGCAGUACCAACAUCACAGAAAGUACAUAAAGCUUACUGGAUCGUCUUAUGAUUCUGUAAUCAAGGAUGUCAAGCAGAAGUUUGACAUCUCCACAGAUCGUAAGGUUUAUUUAGCUGAUGAGACUGGAACAGAAGUAGAUGAAGAUGUUUUUGCUGACAUAAUUGAGCAAAAGCCUGACACUCUCUGGAUGGUAGUUGAUGCUGUGGCUGUAGCAGACUCCCCUGCACACACAAGCUAUCCAUCUUCAAAUAAGACCAAUACACCAUCACUUAAUUCAGUUGCAUCAUCGUCAGACACACAGCCAUCAGACAGCGAUGGUCCUUUCUUUCCACCUAAAAGAGCUCGUUGUGAUGACCAUUUGCAAGAAGCUAAGGAGCUUGUGAAAAGUGUUUUAGAAAAAAAGCCUGCUGGGGAGAAGAUAUUUCAGGAAUACGAAACAACUGGGAAAAUCACAGAUUCCACAAGACGGAUUCUUGUGAACGCAUUAGUUGGAGACAUGAUUGAUAAAUAUGGGAGUAUUCCACCUAAGGACAUCAGAGUUAAAUAUGCAGUUGGGAUUGUGACUCUGUUUCCCUCUCUCAAGGAUCCCUAUUCCAGAAAAGGCUAUGAACACUUCUAUGAUGCAGAAGAACAAGUGACUGCAAAGAUGAAAUCUACUUUCCAGUUUCGCCAAACAAUGAUCCAUGAUCCUGAAAAAUCCUCAUCUGUUCUUUCCUUAUUUCCAAGGUUUCUUGACACAAAAGGACUUGUGCUUCAAGACUUUGAGUUACUAUUUGGAGUGGAGACUGCAUCUAAACUUCUGGAGAAGUGGGACUCUACUCUGAAGCAAAAAGUCAUUCAAGAAGCCAAAAACCUCACCCAGUCACUGCUUUUGAGUUGUCUGAUUCAGUCUGCAGAACACUGCAACACCACUCAAGGAGACUGGGACAGUGAUAUGUCUUCCCUGUUAUUGCUGGUGUAUCUCCUGCCUCCACCUUCUAGUGGAAAUAAGAAGUCUGUCAAGAUCAGUGUGCAAAAUGCUUUGGAUCGCGUAGUAAGAUUUCACAAGUCCUGUUGCAGUUUUGAAGAAGUCCUUGGAUCAACACAGACAACACAGCCCUACAUCUUGGCAGUUGGCACUUCGAAGAGUAGCAUCCAUGACUACUACAUUGCUGUGGAUGAGCGGCUCAUCCCCUGCAUGGCUAAGUCCUCUCUCUCAGCUUUUGAUGAACUUUUUAAAGUUCAUUAUGUGUUUGGCAUUUCAUAUGAUGCCGCUUUGCACAAUAUGUUUACCUUUCUUCAGACCACGAUUUACAACAUUGAUGUAGGCAUUACCCGUGAAAGCCCACGAGUCGGAGAUCUUCGAGCCAAGAUUCUUAAUUAAGUGUUGUUACACCAUCAUCUUUAAAACAUGUUCAGGUGCUUUGUUUGCAAGUUGAAUUUUGAUACAGUUACAGAGUUAAUUCGCCAUCUCAAGAUUACUCAUUCUAUUUUUCCUGGCAGAAAGUUACAGUUGGUAUGCGAUCAGGAUGGGUGUUGUCAAAGAUUUGUUACAUUCUCUGGCUUUAGAAAACAUAUCCAAUGUAGACACAACAGUAAAAGCUCUGAAAUGCAUUCAUUAGAACCUCCCUCUAGUCCCUCUGUCGUGCAGUCCUCCAGCACAGUUUCAGAAAACCCAAGCACAAGUGGUCAUGAGAGAACAUUGCGAACCCAAGAAAUGUGUGCAUCUCUAAUUGCAAAACUGCAGAGUAGUGGAGUACCCACCAAUGUAGUUACAUCAGUGGCUGAAAAUAUGGAGGAACUUGUGUAUGAAUUGCACUCAAACAUUAAAGAGGAUGUUGUUAAGUUGAUUGAAACUGAUGAACACAGGAACGCUAUUGAAGAAUAUUUUGACAGUCUUGAGAAUCCCUUCUCUAAGUUCACAACAGAAACAAAAUGGAAAAAGUAUUUCUUUGAGACUUGGGGUGUUGUAGAACCAGUUGAAAUACCUUUAGGACAGAGAUAUGACACUAGGCGAAAUACAGCUACAGGUACAUACGAUCAGGUGCCAGUCACUGAUAAAUUUGUAUAUGUUCCUUUAUUGCAGACUUUAAGUUUCAUGUUCCGAAAUGAAGAAAUCCAUAAACAUUUUGUACAGCCAAGUGAGGAGAGAGAAAUUUUAAGAGAGUUUUGUGAUGGUAGCUAUUUUAAAGAGCAUUCCCUUUUUUCCAAAGAAAAUAAGUCUCUUCAAAUACAACUUUUUUAUGAUGAUUUUGAAACCUCAAAUCCUCUGGGAUCCAAACAUGGCAUGCAUAAGGUUGGGAGUAUGUAUUUUGUUUUGAGAAACCUGUCUCCUAAGGUCAACUCUGCCCUAAUGAAUAUCCAUCUUUUGGCACUUUUUCACACACAAGAUGUCCAGCGGUAUGGCUUAAAUGCAAUCCUGGAGCCUAUUGUGCGUGAUAUUAAAAUUCUUGAGAGUUCUGGAAUUAAGUUGCCACUCUCUGAAGAACCAAUACGUGGAACAAUAGCUCAAGUAACUGGUGAUAAUCUGGGGGUGCACACACUCUUUGGGUUUGUACAGUCAUUUAGCGCAAACUACUUUUGCAGGUUUUGUCUAAUUGAUAAGCUUUCUUCUCAGACC
Messenger RNA from Carassius gibelio (silver crucian carp), 2882 nucleotides. RefSeq lists its product as uncharacterized. The coding region runs from base 270 to 1646 and encodes 458 amino acids. The transcript is spliced from 11 exons. Lineage: Eukaryota; Metazoa; Chordata; Actinopteri; Cypriniformes; Cyprinidae. The record is from RefSeq and is a predicted model, not a curated record.